AUGAUUUACUUCAUUGUUGACGAUUUCGACAUUAAGAUUGAUGCAAAUGCUCUACCCACUGCUGCUAACGAAGAGACAAUUUCUGAAGAGACAGUCCGUAUUCAGGUCAUGGGUCGACUGCUUGAUGAGUUUAAGGCCAACUUUGACGACCCUCUCGGCGAGCUUUUUGGUAUGGAAGAAGAAGGGCCUGAAGAAUAUGCAUACGUGAAGAUCAUCGAUGUUUUUUACUUCUGCUUAAAUCGGACACAGCGGCAGCCCUCUAACUUGAGCCGAGGGCCUUCCGUUAAAACAGCCAAGGAUCCAGUGCGACAGACACAGAAGGUCUUGGAACGAAAUUCCGGUGGCUUUGAUGUGCAGAUAGAAGCAAAACUUCCACGUCCCCUGGACCUUAUACCGGUUGAUCGUCAGAAUUAUUCCAAACACCUACUUCUGAAAGUCAAUGAGCUCCAUUCGAACCGUUACGGAGAGAUCCUGGAGCGGCAUCCAACUGUGGAAAUAUGCGCAAAGCUUGAGAAUAACCUCAUGCCUGGUGUGAGACUGGUUAGUGAUGGGGGACUGUUCUCCCUGGAUGGAUUACGGUCGAUUAGCGGAGAUAUCAAAACAACUGCCGCUGGCAUUUACAUGCAUAUUCUCUGGCCCCCAAAUGAUCCCCAGCAUUUCUGCCUAACCCUCACUGCCAAGGAUCUCGACACAUAUCUGCCUCCAUCUGCGGACCGUUCAUCCGCUGGCCGCCAUCUCAACGUCGUACCACCUAUAUGGCAGAUGUUUUAUGACGAGAAUUUACCGGCAAGGAAAGAAGUUUUUGACCGAGCAGGGUUUGAAGCACUCAUACGGUCAGAUGACCCUGCCGUUCGAUCAUGGGCGCGCCAAGCUACAGCUUCGUAUAACGAUAUCAGGAACUCUCCCGACCCGCGGCUACGCCGCUAUUGGUUUGAGAACAAUCAGAGGCAGCUCCAGCAGGCUUGGGACGCCAAUGAAAAGAGAGCCAUUGAUAGGAUGAAAGUCUAUCAGGUCGAGGGCAAAGAGAGAACUAUACGUUGUGCUCCAGGCCGCAAUCGUGGUUAUAUCACGUGCGGGAAAUUUAAUAUUCCUCUACCUCAAUCGCUUAGCAUGUCACCUGAGAGUAAGGUUUUUGUCCAAUUUCAUCUCUAUGAGAUGGCGGUCUCUCACCGCUACGCGUCUGAAGCAAUGCCCUGCGAUCCAGCGAGUCGACUUGCAAUAUCGAUCAAAGGCUGCAAUUCUUCUAGUGAUGAGAUCGAUGAAUGGAUUCAAAGCUCUGGGAAGAAGGCCGCUAUGAGAAUAAACACGCUAGUAGAUAUGCUAGAGGGUAUCACUCUCACUGAGACUCGCUCGUUUUGUCGGCGUUGGGAUGUGAGUCGCACGGAAAAAGGAGCAUCGCGGAAGACCAACUACACGAACGAGUAG
This is a messenger RNA of Penicillium expansum, 1425 nucleotides long. RefSeq lists its product as uncharacterized. The transcript is spliced from 4 exons. NCBI's taxonomy places the organism in Eukaryota, Fungi, Ascomycota, Eurotiomycetes, Eurotiales, Aspergillaceae. Bases 1 to 1425 code for a protein of 474 amino acids. The record is from RefSeq and is a predicted model, not a curated record.